Molecule: messenger RNA, 1404 nt
Organism: Striga hermonthica
Lineage: Eukaryota; Viridiplantae; Streptophyta; Magnoliopsida; Lamiales; Orobanchaceae
Source: the annotation of a GenBank genome assembly
AUGCCCGACAACCAGCCCCCACCGCUUAAGCCUCCGGCGCCGACGGUCUCGCUGCCAUCGAGAAGCUCAGUAGAGAGCCUGUUCAUGGGCGGGCCGGUUAUCAGCCCGGGCCCGAUGACCCUGGUCUCGAGCUUCUUCGCUGAUAAUGACCCUGACGGCGAUUGCCGUUCCUUCUCUCAGCUUCUCGCCGGCGCCUCGUCGUCUCCAGCCGUGGCGCCUAGCAUCGGGCAGGAUUUUGGGUUUCAGCAGAGUAUACCGGCGGGGUUGGUGGUCUCUCAGCCGCAGGGGAUAUUCGCGAUUUCGCCGGGGCCGAGUCCGGCUAGCUUUCUCCAUUCGUCAGGGUUUUUCCCAUCAAAUUCGCAGGGUCAGCUAGGAACAGCACAUCAACAAUUCCUUGCUCAAGUGAAUGCUCAGGCGCAACGGCUCAUGCACUCCGAAUAUCCAGCUUUGCAACAGAACAUGCCUCCCCCGAACCCAAACUCAGACCAUAACACAAAUAAUGAGCCCAACAAAAUAUCUCAAUCUGAUCAACAGAAAUCCCAACUUUCCAACUUAAAUGUGGAUAAACCAGCUGACGAUGGAUACAACUGGAGGAAAUACGGGCAGAAGCAAGUGAAAGGGGCUGAGUAUCCCAGGAGCUAUUAUAAAUGCACUCAUCCUAGUUGUCCUGUCAAGAAGAAAGUCGAGCGAUCUCAGGAUGCUCAGAUAACGGAGAUUAUAUACAAGGGUCAGCAUAACCAUCCCCCGCCCAGUAAGCGUGCAAAGGAUAACUCUGAAUCUGAGGGUCAGACAGGAAAUGUGAACGGGGCAAAUGAGGGGGUGACUGGUAACAAAAAUCAAGAAUCUAGUCAAGUUACACCCGACCAUGUGUCUGGAUCGAGUGAUAGUGAUGAAGUUGGCAAUGAUGAAGCUGGAAUAAAUGGAAGAGACGAGGAUGAGCCCAAUUCGAAAAGAAGGAAUAUCGAGGUUCAGCCUUUAGAGCAAGCAUCAACACACCGCAUUGUUACAGAGCCUAGGAUCAUUGUCCAGACGACGAGUGAAGUCGACCUCUUGGACGAUGGUUACAGGUGGCGGAAAUAUGGCCAGAAGGUUGUCAAAGGGAAUCCUUUCCCAAGAAGCUACUACAAGUGCACCAUCCCAGGCUGCAAUGUUCGGAAGCACGUGGAAAGGGCUCCGAGCGAACCAAAGGCCGUCAUUACAACAUAUGAGGGGAAGCACAAUCAUGAUGUCCCUGCUGCUAAGUCCAGCAGCCAUAGCUCCACUGGUUCCACUUCACAGUUGAGAUUUAGACCUCCCAACACAAUACCUAAUACACAAAUGAGAAAUACGAGAAUGGAUUUUAGGAACAAUGAGCAGCAGCCUCCUGUUGCAUUUCUCCGUUUUAAGGAAGAACAGAUUACAUGA